AAACACUUGUGACUGACGUAGCUACUUCAAGUAGGCUCAUGCCUCGGGCAGCGUUACUCAGUUUGGGACAGGCUUGAGAGAAAGCAGAAUCAAAAUGAAGCAGUUACUUGUGUUUAUCUUCAUUUUGGUCCUCCUGACUGUUUUUACAGACACAUCACCAAUUUUGAGUGAAAAAGAAGCCAAACAGGUUCUGAGAACUCGUCGUGAAGACAGACAAAGAAAAGCUGGUUUCCCUGAUGAGCCAAUGAGGGAGCAUAUGCUUUACCUCCAGCGCUUGGAGCAGAGAUCAGAAGAACAAUUCCUUGAACACUGGUUAAAUCCACAUUGCUUCCCACACUGCAACAGGGAUUUAGUCCAUCCAAUCUAGUGGAUUUACUUACCGCAUAAUUGAUCUCUUCACGUGCAUUUAAGAGGAUACGUACUUUGUGUUAAGGUGGACAAGACGACUCCUGCAUUGGUUAUGCGCUAGUUGUAGAUUUGAACCUUUUUGCAAUACAGUGCAGUCCUAGUGAUUUAGCAAAGCUUUCAACCAUAAAUGGCUAGAUGUGUUAUACACCACCAAGCAUUUUCUACCUGUAGAGAAGAAAAUAACGAUUGCAUGCAUGAAUAAAAAAAAUCACAGGUUUCCCCUAAGAUCUGAGAUAUGGGCAAGAAUAAAUCACCAGUCAGUGAUUCUAAAAGCAUUAGGAUAUGCUUUUUAAGGGUACAGCUUUAGACUACAUGAAGCCAAAGGAGCUUUUUAAGGGUACAGCUUUAGACUACAUGAAGCAAAAGGAGCUUUUAAGGGAAGGACUGUAGAAAAUUGGAGAAUGUAAACAUGAAGAAAGUGCCACCCUUCUGGACUUUGGAGGAAACCUUAAUUAGCAGACAUAACAUUUAUGCAACACUAAUCUAUGCUGAAUUGCCUGA
Messenger RNA from Struthio camelus australis, 909 nucleotides. It is a transcript of the gene C19H17orf67, whose product is annotated as chromosome 19 C17orf67 homolog. The record is from RefSeq and is a predicted model, not a curated record. NCBI's taxonomy places the organism in Eukaryota, Metazoa, Chordata, Aves, Struthioniformes, Struthionidae.